Messenger RNA from Chelmon rostratus (copperband butterflyfish), 659 nucleotides. Its product is annotated as protein C2-DOMAIN ABA-RELATED 3-like. Bases 150 to 536 code for a protein of 128 amino acids. The record is from RefSeq and is a predicted model, not a curated record. The transcript is spliced from 2 exons. NCBI's taxonomy places the organism in Eukaryota, Metazoa, Chordata, Actinopteri, Chaetodontiformes, Chaetodontidae.
GGUUGUGCUGUCUGCGUGUUCUGGGAGGGUGAGAUGAAGCUGAUAUGAGGUCUGCUGGCCUUUAAAAACAUAUGGAACAGCACACAGUGUGGUGAGAAACAGGGCGCCGAGACCACAGGCACCAGACUACGACAGCCUCCUGUGCAGCCAUGGCCUCCAGUCUUCCUCUCCUCCUGCUGGUCCUGUGCAGUCUGACUGAGGCUGAAGCCCAGCUGAGGGUCUUCAACCUGCGAGCCAGCGAUCUUCCUUCCAACCUCGUGGGAACCACAGACGGCUACGUCGAGGUGUUCUGUGGCCCCGGCUCACUGGGCAAAACGUCUGUUCGCAACAACAACCCCAACCCCUGGUGGGAGGAGGACUUCACCUACUUCCAGGCUCAGGAGAACGACGUGCUGAGGCUCGAGGUUCACGACAGCGACUUCAUCUUCGAUGACCUGCUGGGAGUCUGCCAGCGUCGGUUGAAGCCAGGAAGCUAUGAGCACGACUGCUACCUGGAGAAAGGAGGGACCCUCCAUUACGCCUACACCCUCGGCUGAAAGAGUCAUUCGUCCCUGGCCUUCUGUCUUUCUGUGCAACCUGUGAUCUCUCUGGCUUGCUCUGAGCAAUGUUUUCAUCCUAAUGUAUGCAAUGCAAUAAAAAGACACAAUAAAAACACAUCA